AUGGCAACAAAAGCAGCAAUGGUAAGGCUAGUGGUGGAUGCAGGCAAAGCUGCCCCUGCACCGCCAGUUGGUCCAGCACUAGGAUCCAAGGGAGUCAAAGCCAUUGAUUUCUGUAAAGAAUUCAAUGCCCGUACCGCCCAUUACGAACCGGGAACACCAAUCCCCUGUUUGGUCAAGGUCAAACCCGAUAGAACUUUCUCAUUUGAAAUCAAAUCACCACCUACAUCAUGGCUUUUGAUGAAAGCCGCUCAAGUGGAAAAAGGUAGUGGUAAAGCCGGUAGUGAAACAGUUGGAUCAAUAAGUUUGAAACAUGUGUGGGAGAUUGCCAAGAUCAAACAAACUGAUGAUCGACAUAAAGAUUUAGAUUUGAAGGCUAUUGUUGGAAGUAUAAUAAGUACGGCCAACGUGGUUGGUAUUGAAGUUGUACCAUAG
Molecule: messenger RNA, 432 nt
Organism: Lodderomyces parapsilosis
Lineage: Eukaryota; Fungi; Ascomycota; Pichiomycetes; Serinales; Debaryomycetaceae
Gene: MRPL19
Product: mitochondrial 54S ribosomal protein uL11m
Exons: 1
Coding region: 1-432 (143 amino acids)
Biological process (GO): translation
Cellular component (GO): ribosome; mitochondrial large ribosomal subunit
Molecular function (GO): structural constituent of ribosome; large ribosomal subunit rRNA binding
Source: RefSeq, a predicted model, not a curated record